AUGAGGUCUGCUGUCAUUCUCGCCCUUUCGGGAUCUUCCCUUGCUCUGCCCUUUGGCGGUGCCAUGAACUCCAUGUUUGGUGCUAAGGAGGCCCGUGAGGCUCAGGCUCCUCAACCAGAGAACAUGCCCAACUUCCCAGGUGCUGGUUUCCCAGCUCCUACUGGAACUGGUGUACCUUCUUUCCCUAUGCCCACUGGAGGUUUCCCUGGAUUCCCUGGAGGUCAGCCCGGUGGUCAACACGGAGGCCAACACGGAGGCCAACACGGAGGUCAGAACGGUGGUCAUAACGGUGGUCAGAACGGUGGUCAGAACGGUGGAGGUUUCCCCGGUUUCCCUGGAGGUCAACAUGGAGGCCAACACGGAGGCCAGAACGGAGGCCAGAACGGAGGCCAGAACGGUGGCCAGAACGGUGGCCAGAACGGUGGUCAGAACGGUGGUCAGAACGGUGGGGGUUUCCCUGGCUUCCAAGGAGGCAAGCCCCCAACCGUAAAGAGGCUCGCAGUCAACUACGGCCUUGCUCCCACCCUACACAAGAGAGGAGAGGCCGCUACUCCUGCUCUGCCAGAAUUUCAACUCUUUUCCAAGGACGCUGGUGCUGCACCAGCUACCGGCUCUCCUGCUGAAGGUGGCUCUCCAUAUGGCGACGAGCCUGCUGGAGGUUCCCCAACUGAUGGUGCUCCUGCCGACGGUGCUCCUACGGGUGGUACUCCUGAGGCCGGUGCUCCCGGUGCCGGUGCUCCUACUGAAGGUGCCCCAGAAUCUGGUGCUCCUGAUGCCGGUGCUCCCACCGAUGGCGCUCCUGAGUCUGGCUCUCCUGAGUCUGGCUCUCCUGAGUCUGGCUCUCCUGAAUCCGGUGCUCCUGAAUAUGGUACUCCCACCGAAGGCGCUCCAGGUGCGGGUGCCCCCGGUGCAGGAACUCCCCCCUUCCCCAUGCCCAGCGGCGCUCGCCCUCCCUUUCCCAUGCCCACUGGCGGUCUUCCCUCCUUUCCCAUGCCCACCGGUGGUUUCCCCGGCGGCCCAGGUGGAUCAAGCGGACCAGGUGGAUCAGGCGGUGAAGCUCCCUACUCCGGCGCUCCCAGCGGUCCUGGAGGCGACAGUGAGGACGGUAAGCCUGGCGCCGGUGGCUUUUUCGACUGGCUCAGCGGUCUCUUGGGCAAGGGCAAGGGCGAGGGUGCCGGAAAAGGCGAUGGCGAGUCCAAGGGCGACUACUAA
Messenger RNA from Bipolaris victoriae FI3, 1212 nucleotides. RefSeq lists its product as hypothetical. Lineage: Eukaryota; Fungi; Ascomycota; Dothideomycetes; Pleosporales; Pleosporaceae. The coding region runs from base 1 to 1212 and encodes 403 amino acids. The transcript has 2 exons. The record is from RefSeq and is a predicted model, not a curated record.